ACCUGAGUCUCUACCUGAUCUUCUACACGAUCGCAUGAAAAUGGUUGCUUACGCAAAGUGCAGAGACGCACUCGGGCUCCAGUGCUCCGACUUCCGACUGUAGAGUACCUAGGUACUCACUGGGUCGGUAGCCAGGUUGGUAAGCUUCGACACUGAUCCCAACAUCAUCGACACACCUGUGCCACCUCGUCAAUAUAAAUGCAAGGCCCUGGCCUUCAAGGGCCGUCACUACUGCACUACCGCACGCGCAACGAGCAGCGACUUCGAGAUCAACAGUCUCUACCAGGGAAACGAUUCGUAUAUUGAACCUAUCGUCUGGACAGGCGCGCUCAUCCAUCUCACUCCAGUCCUUAACACCCACCCAACACCUGCUGGACGUAUUAGUAACACUCCAGUCCCACUGACAACAGACCAACCCACACUCACAACCAUGGUUUCCCGCUCGGACAUACUCCUCAACAACACCUCCCUCCACACCCCUGGCUCCGGCCCCAUCGUCGCACUGGUCGGCUGCACAUCGGGCAUCGGCCUUUCCACUCUACACGCACUCCUCAAACACACGUCCUCGCCCACCAUCUACCUCGUUGGGCGGGACUCAUCACGUCUGACCUCCCUUAUCACGCAAGUCCAACCUCUCAACCCCUCCGCCACACUGCACCCCAUCGUCGCGGACGACCUCACACUCGUGCGCGACGCCCAACAUGCCGCCGAACGAAUCGCCUCGCAAACUCCACGGCUCGACAUCCUCAUCAUGUCCCAGGGCUUCCUGUCAUUCAAUCCCACGCCAGACUUCUCUCCCGAAGGUCUCGAUCGCAUCACGUCGAUCCGGUACCAUUCUCGCAUGCGCAUUCUCGUCACGCUCCUCCCCUUACUCCGCCGCAGCCCAUCACCGAGAGUCCUCAGCAUCCUAGGCGGCGGCAAGGAAGGCCCGCUCGACCUCUCGGACCUCGGUAUGACAAGGCCGGGUACAUAUGGCCCGCUAUACGCCGCCGGCGCCGCGGGAUCUAUGAACACGUUAUUUCUCGAGGAGUUGUCCAAGCGGCCGGGCAACGAGAAGAUCGUCUUCAUCCACCUGUUUCCCGGACUGGUCGCUGGCACGGGGCUCAAGGUGCAAGGGUCAAGCGUCUGGGUGCGCUUUCUAUGGGAGUAUGUCGCCAAGCCGAUCAUGAGCAUGGUAGCCUACAGCUCCAGUGAGGCCGGUGAGAGGGUCCUGUUCGCUGCGACGAAUGGACGCUUCCGACGACUACCGCCUGGAACGAGCGCGGAGGGAACCCUGAUUCAACAGGGGAGUGAUGGAAUUCAGGGCAGUGGUGUGUACACGGUCAAUGCUGAUUCAAGUGUCAUCGGUGGUGGAGGCAAUGCGGACCUCCCCAAGCUGAGGGGAAUGAAUGCCGGGCACGAGGUGUACGAGUAUACCAUGGCCGAGUUUGGGAGGAUUGAAAAUAUGCAGGGCUGAUGGAUGUACAUGAUGCCUUAAUUAUUCCCGGUCAUCGCAGACUGCGUCCCGACAUGUGAUAAACUGCCGGGCUGGAAUCCGACAUAGAUAGACCAAAGUCCAGACUAUAAUCCAAGUCAGAAGAAGUCAC
Molecule: messenger RNA, 1586 nt
Organism: Exophiala xenobiotica
Lineage: Eukaryota; Fungi; Ascomycota; Eurotiomycetes; Chaetothyriales; Herpotrichiellaceae
Exons: 1
Coding region: 431-1456 (341 amino acids)
Biological process (GO): secondary metabolic process
Source: RefSeq, a predicted model, not a curated record